CCUACGGUGAGUGGAGCUCGUGGCGCCGUCUCAGUGACGUCGCGGUCAUUGACAGCGUGAGGCAGCGGCGGCUGCUGCCAUGGUGGUUGGCGGCCGGGUGCAACAUGUCUAGACUGGGGGCUCUGGGCGGCGCCCGGGCCGGGCUGGGACUGCUGCUGGGCGCCGCCGCCGGCUUUGGAUUCCUGUGCGUCCUUUACAGCCGGCGGUGGAAACGGACUCAGCGCCAUGGCCGGAGCCAGAGCCUGCCCAACGCCCUGGACUACGGACGGACUCCAGAGCCUGGACGCCAGGCGAUGCUGCUGCGGGCCAUCCCAGGGGAGGCUGGCGAUGCUGCGGUGCUGCCCGGCCCGGCGCAGGGAGGGCAGGAGAAGGUGCUGGACCGCCUGGACUUCGUGCUGAACAGUCUGGUGGCGCUGCGGCGGGAGGUGGAGGAGCUGAGGAGCAGCCUGCAGGGACUGGCGGGGGAGAUCGUUGGGGAGGUCCGAUCGCACAUGGAAGAGACUCAGAGAGUGGCUCGGCGGCGAAGGUUCCCGUUUGCCCGGGAGAGGAGUGACUCCACUGGCUCCAGCUCUGUCUACUUCACGGCCUCCUCGGGGGCCACGUACACAGAUGCAGAGAGUGAAGGCGGUUACACAACAGCCAAUGCCGAGUCUGACUACGAGCGGGACUCUGACAAGGAGAGUGAGGACGGGGAAGAUGAAGUGAGCUGUGAGACUGUGAAGAUGGGGAGGAGGGAUUCUCUGGACCUGGAAGUGGAGGCAGAGGCAGCUGUGGGUCCUGCUGGAGACGCCUCGGACCUGGAGGAUGUCCUGCCACUCCUACAGCAGGCGGACGAACUGCACCUGGGCAGUGAGCAGAGCAAGCGAGAAGGCUUCCAGCUGCUGCUCAACAACAAGCUGGUGUAUGGAAGCCGGCAGGACUUUCUCUGGCGCCUGGCACGAGCCUACAGUGACAUGUGUGAGCUCACUGAGGAGGUGAGCGAGAAGAAGUCCUAUGCCCUGAAUGGAAAAGAAGCAGCAGAGGCCGCCCUGGAGAAAGGGGAUGAGUGUGCUGUGUGUCACCAGUGGUAUGCCGUGCUUUGUGGUCAGCUGGCUGAGCAUGAGGGCAUCCAGAGGCGUAUCCAGAGUGGCUUUAGCUUCAAGGAGCACGUGGACAAAGCCAUUGCUCUCCAACCAGAAAACCCCAAGGCUCACUUUCUUCUUGGCCGGUGGUGCUACCAGGUCUCUCACCUAAGCUGGCUGGAAAAAAAAACUGCUACAGCCUUGUUUGAAAGCCCACUCAGUGCUACUGUACAGGAUGCCCUCAGUAGUUUCCUAAAGGUUGAAGAACUACAGCCAGGAUUUUCUAAAGCAGGAAGGGUGUAUAUUUCCAAGUGCUACAGAGAACUAGGGAAAAACUCUGAAGCUAGACGGUGGAUGAAAUUGGCCCUGGAGCUGCCAGAUGUCACUAAUGAGGACUCGGCUUUGCAGAAGGACCUGGAAGAAUUAGAAGUCAUCCUAGGAGAAUAAUCACAUUUCAAGGGCCUUCAUGACUUUCACAGCUUAAGGGAAAACUUUCCUUAGACCCCACUGAGAUCAUGAAACCAAGUGAGUGGUUUAAGGCAUGUCUCAAAUCCUGAGCACUACCACCUGCCCUUCCCUAAUUUGUUCUAAUCUCUUGCCUCAUCUGAAACUGGGGAAGUACCUGUGACCUGAGUUUCUGCUGUUCUCUCCCCCAAAUCAAGAUAGGUGGAGCCCUGAAGGCUGCUUGUGCUUUUCCAAAUGCGGGUGAGGUGGAUGAGCUUCAAAGAGCUAUGGGACCAAAGCACAGAACUUGUCACACGCUCAUUUUUUUCACUGAUUAAUAUUAAAUACCUACAAAUACAGUCCUAAGAUCAUACCCUAUCAGGGCAAAAGGAGGGUCAGAGCAGCCCUUGUCAUUUACCACAUGGAGUCUACCUGAACUGAGGGGCUGGACCACUUGACUUCCAAAGUCUUAGCAGAUUUUGGAGUCACCUCAGUGGCUGGCAGAGGGUUUAUAAGCGUUGCCUGGAAUAUAUUUUGGUACAAACU
Molecule: messenger RNA, 2051 nt
Organism: Lepus europaeus (European hare)
Lineage: Eukaryota; Metazoa; Chordata; Mammalia; Lagomorpha; Leporidae
Gene: RMDN3
Product: regulator of microtubule dynamics 3
Exons: 13
Coding region: 105-1508 (467 amino acids)
Cellular component (GO): cytoplasm; mitotic spindle pole; spindle microtubule
Molecular function (GO): microtubule binding
Source: RefSeq, a predicted model, not a curated record